AUGUCUACCGAUGUGCAAAAGAAAAAGGCCAAGCGGGGAAAGCGAGGGGGUAAGCGGGCCAAGGAACGAGGACUAGCGGAGGAGAAUAGACCUCUGACAGCAGAGAAUGGAAUUGCUGAAGAGACUGGUGAGCAAGAGGUAUCAGAACGGCCACCAAUUGAAAUACCCACCGAAACAUCAACAACGGAGGGACAGCUUCCCGGAAAGAAGAAAACGAGACGUGGGAGAAGGGGGAAAGCAGCGGUUGAGGCUGAAGCGACUGGUGUAAACGCAGUGGGGAUUGGCUCUGGACGCACAGAUGCUGAACAAGCCGCUUGGGAGAACUGGGAAUCUGAUAAACCUUCGAAACCUGCCUUGCAAAAUCAGCCCUUUUUCGGACACCUCUCUCCCGAUGAACAAAUGUACUUUCUUACCCUUGAACCUCGUCUCGAUUCGCCUUUCGAAACUGCCGAAGACCAGACGUUGUUUGUUCAAGCAAUGUAUCGCGAACUCGACGGGAAGGAGCUCAUUGUAGCUUCGUCACCGGAGUGUUCCAUGGUGCUCGAAAAGCUCUUGAAACUCUCCGAUGAUUUUCGUCUUCGCAUCUUUUUUGAUCGACUAAAUGGACGAUUUGGGGACUUGUUCAGGCAUCAAUUUGGAUCACAUGUUAUACAGGCGCUUUUGGGAAUUGCUGCUGAUGUUAUUGAGAGGGAAUGUCAGGGCGAGUCGAACGUUGAUCUGGAUGAGGUGGAUCCAGAGCUCGUGAAGGAGCUACCGACCAUGGUGGAUUUGGUCUUGGCCUUGUGUGAACAAGGUGAGGGGCACUGGGCCGAGUGGAUGGUCGACCCCUAUGCGUCCCAUCUUGUUAGAACGGUAUUAUGUGUCCUGGCGGGGAAGGGAGAGAUCGAUUUGAGGAGCAAAAAAUCAAAAAAGUACAACGAAGAGCACAACAAUGUCAACCUCGCUCGCACUCAAGGUCGGCCGACGACAAAGCCAAAAAAACAGCGGGUCGUUCCCGAAUCCUUUGGUGAAAUGUUACGUCAGAUUUCUCAGGAUAUCGUAUCCAGUCUGUCUGGUCCCGAACUACGCAACUAUGCGCAGGACCCUGUUGCAAACCCUGUUAUCCAACUCCUCUUAUCCUUCCCACACGCCAGCGAGCCGCUGAUCACUGCAUUAUUAAAUAUCCCAGACGCAAGCACUAGCACACUAUCGCACGACGAUUUCAUCGAAUCACUCAUCAAGUCCCAAGUCGGAUCCCACCUGUUCGAGAAACUACUAGCAACAUCACCACCCCAUCUUUUCCACCAGCUCUACAUCACGUAUUUCCGUGGCAAACUUCAAGAGUUGUCUUCAUGGCCCCUACCUGUAGAGACAACUAUUCGGUGGUCCCAAGAUGCGGUCGCUUCUCAUCUCCUAGAAACUCUUCUCAUAACCCCAACACUAAAUACGAAAGCUAAACGAAAGCUUAUCCGCGGCUGGCUCGGAAGCUUUGCUCCUAUGGCUUGCAAUAAGUAUGGCUCCCAUGUCGUUGACAAAUGCUGGGCAGUGGCGGAUCUAGCAUUGAAAGAGAAGAUGGCGGAGGAACUCGUUAAGAGUUUUGAUCGACUCCGCAACGACCAUUUCGGACGAUUUGUGGCACGAAAUUGCAAAUUGGAGAACUUUAAGAGGAGACGAGAAGAGUGGGUUGAGCGGUUGGCUGGGGUUGAAAAGAAAAAGGAUAUGUUUGGGGAGUUUUUCGACGAUGCAGACAAACAAGGAAAGAGGGUGGUUGCAAGUGAGCAAGGGCCAGUCGAUGGGACAGAAGGGGAAUCGAAAGAAGUUGAGGAUCCUCUUUGGACUACUCAUAUCUUUGAUGAGGGUAUGGCGGCGCUAGGGUUCGCAAAUAGGACGGCUGAGAGCUUGAGGAAGGGAACAGACGACAAUGUGAAGAAAGAUAAGAAGAAGAAAAAGAAAGUUUCUAGCGCUGUAAAGGAUUUCGAAAAUGUUGAGAAGAUGGCGUUGGACGAUGAACAAGACGACGUCACAAUGGAAGAGACAUCUACUGAUGUGACCAAGGAAAGCCGAGAUGAAAUUGAAAACUUGUUCAAAAAGACGAAGAAAAGAAAGCGUGGAGAAGUUGUGUCUGAUGUGGUAGAUGACGAGGCCGUAGAGAAUGACGAGGAUCAAAACAUACCGGUACUCAAAACCGUUGAAAGGGAUUUGGCCGGCGUCUUAGAUGCCAUUUCAGCGACAAAACGUAAGAAGAGCAAGUCCAAAAAGGCUGGUGCAGAUGAAAAAGGGGAGAAGAAGAAGCGGAAAUUUGAGGGAUAGCAUUAAUUAAAUUGUAUUUAUGCACAUGGUUAGGUAUCAUUCGUUAUAUACAUGAUUAUACAUGAUUACUACUACAUACGAGAUAUAUACUGCAACGAC
Molecule: messenger RNA, 2388 nt
Organism: Spizellomyces punctatus DAOM BR117
Lineage: Eukaryota; Fungi; Chytridiomycota; Chytridiomycetes; Spizellomycetales; Spizellomycetaceae
Exons: 3
Coding region: 1-2289 (762 amino acids)
Biological process (GO): endonucleolytic cleavage in 5'-ETS of tricistronic rRNA transcript (SSU-rRNA, 5.8S rRNA, LSU-rRNA); endonucleolytic cleavage in ITS1 to separate SSU-rRNA from 5.8S rRNA and LSU-rRNA from tricistronic rRNA transcript (SSU-rRNA, 5.8S rRNA, LSU-rRNA); endonucleolytic cleavage to generate mature 5'-end of SSU-rRNA from (SSU-rRNA, 5.8S rRNA, LSU-rRNA)
Cellular component (GO): 90S preribosome; preribosome, small subunit precursor; nucleolus
Molecular function (GO): RNA binding
Source: RefSeq, a predicted model, not a curated record